AUGCAUCUCAAUAUUUUCUCUUGGGGUAACAAAGUUUAUUAAUCACAAUGGAAAUUGUUCCUGCAACGACAUUUGCUUUUUUGAAUCUCUAAAACUCUUCCUCGACUUUCUACGAUAUCAUGCAGAGCUUCUCACGACAGCUAGCAUGUCCUACCGCGCGUCGAAUAUUAAAUAAUGGCAUUCCGCGUCCUCUGGCUUUUCGAUACAUCCACGCCACUCCAGCAGCUCAGGCACCACGAAAGAGGAACUUCUUCUCGUCCAAUGCUGCACUUCAGCAAGAAGGUGUAUCUGCCGAUGCGGUCGCGGAUCUGCCACCGGCUCAGAAACGAAAACCUGUGCGUUCACCAGCGGGAAAGACUUCCCUUCGAAGAGUAGCAGUCGAGGCGCAGAGAUCACGAGAGAGUACACAACGUCGAAAAGAUGUAGUCUCAGGAAGCGAAGGAAGCAACAAGGUCACAGCUAUAUCAGUGGCAGAUCAAUUCGACAUGGACGCAGUGGUACGGACUCUGCGGGCUCACGGUUUCUUGAUUGACCCUGAUGAGACGGGCUUCGAGUCGGAUCAGGUCAUACACACCCGAGGUGCAAAUAAUGGAGAUAUUUUCGUCUUUCCUUCGGGAUCUCUGGUGGCAUGGUCUUUGCCUGAAGAUGUUGUGGCGGACUUGGCGACCAAGACAUUACUUCCUGCAGCCAUCAACCCACAUAUGGAUCAGAUGGAAACGGAAAAUCUUGAAUAUGCAGAAGAUCCAAAAAGGGAGAGCAGUAACAUCAAAGGAGACGUCAUUUUGCUUGGCACCAAGAAGCCCUCGCAUGCUGAGCAGCAAACAGACUCUCAAGUAGAUACCACUCUUGCCAAGAUUGCCUUCUCUUCGGGCUUGGCUAGGUCGACCAAACUAGCAGUGUUAGAGACAAUGCUCAGCAAAUACUCCGAAUCAACGCGAACGAUUCCGAAGAUACUUGCUCGAGGCUCGAAAUUGCCAUUCGAUCGUCGAUUUAUGUUACAAAAGACUGGCGAAUUGCUAGAGCUUAGAGCACAAUUAAACCACUACUCCGAACUCACAGACUCCUUGCCCGAUCUGUUCUGGGACAGCAAACACGAAUUGGGAUUGGAAGGGUACUACGACCAAGUUGGCAGAGCUCUUGAUGUUGGUGUGCGAAUCAAGACUUUGAAUGAGAAGAUGGACUAUGCUCAGGAGAUUGCGACCAUUUUACGGCAGACUAUGAGCGAGAAGCAUAGCAUUUAUCUCGAGUGGAUCAUUAUCGUCCUAAUUGCUGUCGAGGUAUUAUUUGGCCUUCGACAUAUAUGGAUCGAGAAGAAGAAGGAACGUGAAGAACGUGCAGCAAAGGCACAGAAAGAAUGACGAUCGACGAUCGACUGUAACAACACAACUCAUCUGGUGGCAUGGCGUCCGAGGGGACUGGCAUUUUUAGUGGCGUUUAUAGAGACCUCACAACGAUGGUCAUUCGAUCUAAGCAGGUCAGAGACUUUGAUACAUUCUCGGCGAGCUC
Molecule: messenger RNA, 1506 nt
Organism: Mollisia scopiformis
Lineage: Eukaryota; Fungi; Ascomycota; Leotiomycetes; Helotiales; Mollisiaceae
Product: DUF155-domain-containing protein
Exons: 2
Coding region: 120-1358 (412 amino acids)
Biological process (GO): positive regulation of mitochondrial translation
Source: RefSeq, a predicted model, not a curated record